Budorcas taxicolor (takin) is the source of this 457-nucleotide messenger RNA. It is a transcript of the gene ELOB, whose product is annotated as elongin B. Gene Ontology annotation, cellular component: elongin complex; VCB complex. Gene Ontology annotation, biological process: transcription elongation by RNA polymerase II. Bases 54 to 410 code for a protein of 118 amino acids. The record is from RefSeq and is a predicted model, not a curated record. The transcript is spliced from 4 exons. NCBI's taxonomy places the organism in Eukaryota, Metazoa, Chordata, Mammalia, Artiodactyla, Bovidae. Gene Ontology annotation, molecular function: protein binding.
CGGGGCGGAGCGCGGCCGCGCCGGCGCGUCGAGGGGGAGAGGCAGCCGCCGCGAUGGACGUGUUCCUCAUGAUCCGGCGCCACAAGACCACCAUCUUCACGGACGCCAAGGAGUCGAGCACCGUGUUCGAGCUGAAGCGCAUCGUCGAGGGUAUCCUCAAGCGGCCGCCGGAUGAGCAGCGGCUGUACAAGGACGACCAGCUUCUGGACGACGGCAAGACAUUGGGCGAGUGUGGCUUCACCAGCCAGACAGCACGGCCUCAGGCCCCCGCCACUGUGGGGCUAGCCUUCAGGGCAGAUGAGGCAUUCGAGGCCCUGCGCAUCGAGCCCUUCUCCAGCCCACCUGAGCUGCCGGACGUGAUGAAGCCACAGGACUCAGGAAGCAGCGCCAACGAACAGGCUGUGCAGUGAGAGGCCUCCCCAAACUGUCCCCCCUUAAUAAAAGAUUUGGGCAUCCA